CAAUCGGGACGCCUAAGAUGUACAUCAAGUUCUGUCCCUGCCCGACCACGCUCGAAUAUUCAUCUUAGGCCAACCACGGGUUUAUUUAUAUGUAUUUAUAUUUCUCUGUUUAUUUUUAAGUAGCUAUACUAACCUAACUAACCGUAACCUAACCGACCACUUUAAUAUUUGAAUUAAUUUUCCUGCGCAAAAAUAAAACAAAUCCCGAGGUUGGCCGAAGGUGAAUAUUCGGGCAGGGACACAGCUUGUACAUCUUAGGUUUCCCAUUGCAAUCUGUAAUAUCUAUGGGUUGCUUUGAGGGGGUAGGUACUAGGUAAUUCGUGCUCGUGGGUUAGGGUGUGUGCGUAGAAAUUGGGUGGGUAAAUAGUAAAUAUUUCGGUUAAAAUUACGUUCUUCAGUUAUGACGAUGGUAUCGAAAGCCGCGUUAGGCAUAGCUGCUGGAAUUUGUGGGAUUGUUGCAGUUGGUUACUGCAUCUACUUUGAUAAUAAAAGAAGAAGCGACCCAAAUUUUAAACAAAAACUAAGAGAACGAAGAAGAGCAGCACGGAAAACGAAGAAGUCGUCGGGCACUAAGUUGCCAGAUUUAAAAGAUCAUGAAGCAGUUCAAAGGUUUUUCAUCCAAGAGGUGCAGCUGGGGGAGGAGCUGCUGGCGGGCGGCAGCGUGGAGGCGGGCGUGCAGCACCUGGCCAACGCCGUGAGCGUGUGUGGCCAGCCGCAGCAGCUGCUGCAGGUGCUGCAGCAGAGCCUGCCCCCCCAGGUGUUCCACCUGCUGCUGCAGAGCCUGCCCGCCGUCGGACAGAGGAUGAUGGCCCAGUCAGCGGGGCCGCUCUCCGCCGUGGGAGACGACGAUGUCGAGUGAAGCCUCCGUCGUCCUUGUAGCUAUGUCGGUUCCACAAUCUGGGAGUGUCUAGGACCACAGCAAUGCUAACUUAUUGUUUCAUGUACAGUGCCUCAGUGCUUGUGAGUGUACCUUAACAAGGACUCAUUCUCCUACACUGUUGUUACCUCAUUCACCCGAGUGUUCAGCCUUGGGAUACGUGAUUUUCUUUUACGAAACUCUUAUUGGCUUGUUACGCAUAUAUUCUAAGCACUGAGCAUUGUAUGUUACCGUUCUUACAUUAAAAUUGUCAUUAAUUAAAUAGUUCAUGUGUAUAUACCUCAAAAAAAAAAAUAAAAAAAUUCCGGAUACAACACGUUGAGUUAGUUGGACUUAUCACUAGAUUAUUUAGUGUUUAAUAGUCAUUUCAGAAAGAAAAAUUAUUUUUGUACUACCUUGUUCAAGGAAGUUUACUGUGAAACACUCAACUCUUGGCUGUCAUGUGAAGGGUUUGAAGUUGAACUGCAUCAGUACUGUUGAAAAGAAAGUCUCGUUGGUGUUGGCAUGUGGUGGCCGAAUAAUAUUUGCGUUAUGUUUCAUAAUACUGCCUACUUGAUUGUGUUAAAUUUUGUUUGACCAGUACAUAAAGAGUUGUUAUGGAUGUGUGAGUGCACUGUUAUGUGAAAGCAUUGUUUUUGAUGCUAAAUUAAUAAAAUGAGAACUAUUGAAACUA
This is a messenger RNA of Bacillus rossius redtenbacheri, 1550 nucleotides long. RefSeq names its product mitochondrial import receptor subunit TOM20 homolog. Gene Ontology annotation, molecular function: transmembrane protein transporter activity. NCBI's taxonomy places the organism in Eukaryota, Metazoa, Arthropoda, Insecta, Phasmatodea, Bacillidae. Gene Ontology annotation, cellular component: mitochondrial outer membrane translocase complex; mitochondrial outer membrane. The transcript has 4 exons. Gene Ontology annotation, biological process: protein targeting; tRNA import into mitochondrion; protein import into mitochondrial matrix. The record is from RefSeq and is a predicted model, not a curated record. Bases 401 to 859 code for a protein of 152 amino acids.